GCGAGAAGGAAAGCGAACUUCAAACAUCGGUGAUAUAAGACAGUGUUGAAAAGUUGAAAAGAAAAUAGAAAAGGAAAGAAGAAGAAAGCGAACUUGUAUACCGGUGAGUGCAACUUUUCAUUCUGUGAAAACGAGCCGUAUGAUUCUGUCAGUGACGAUGUGAAUUGAGGUUAAUCCUCGCAGAAGCUUCGUGAAAACCAGCGAUAUCGCCGAUAUAUCCGACGCACGAUAAAGAGGUUCCAUAUCUUGUGCACCAUGCAUAAAAACGGACCUCCACCACCUUAUGAACCACCUCCAUACGCACCACCAGCUUAUUCUCAAACUGUAGGAGGUGUUCCACCUGCUAGUCCAUUUACACCUGCACAGACAUAUGCAAAUGGGCCUACUAUAGUUACAACCAUUGUGCCUCUUGGGCCAGGACCCACACAUACAAUUUGUCCACAUUGUCAUGCUGAGAUUGAUACAUCAACAAAAACAGAACCUGGCAUGGUUGCUUAUAUAUCAGGAGUCAUUAUAGCUUUGUUGGGAUGCUGGUUGGGCUGCUGCUUAAUUCCUUGUUGCAUCGAUGAGUGCAUGGAUGUUCACCACAAUUGUCCAAACUGUAAAGCUUACUUGGGACGUCAUAGGAGAUAAAGAAGCAAAUUGCCGUUAGCGUCCAUCGCAUUUGUAUGUUGGGAUAAAUAUCUGCGACGCUACAAUUCCGAAUGGAUGUACCGAGCUUGACCUGGAACGUGUACAGUUUGGAAAUAAUUCUCUGUGAGAGAAUAAUCUCCGCAAGUUGCAGUUUUACGCGGAUCUGAGCUAGAUCCUUAUAACGAACAAUGCAGCUGUUCAAAUAGUAUAAUAUUUCUCUAUACCGUCGUUCUCUAUAUAUUUACUAUAAUCUCUGCACGAAAUUUGAUAUAACCUUUUGCACAUCUCUUUGUAAAAAUAUUUAUUAUGCUUUUGCAUAAAAGGCUGACGCGAUUUUUUCCAUAUUGCAAUACGUGCAGGAUCUUCGGCAGCGUGAAGCAUGUUUACCUCUCGAGGCUUGCGUAUAUAUAUAUAUAUAUAUAUGUAUAUCCGACCGUUAGGAAAGAACGUGUUGACAAGUCGUGCUUCCAUAUUUAAAAGUGUGCAAUUUUUAUUUUUUAAUUACGUCAAUGUCGCGAGUGCACGACAGAUUGUUGGCAGCAUCAAUUUAAAAAACUUGAUCUUCUACAAUUUAAAUUUAUAUGCGUUGAUUCUCGAUCGGUCGUUAUCGUCGUUUACCCCUUACGUUGGCGUUUAAUCGAUGCUCGCGUGAACGUAAUUGUUUAUUUGAGUUGACUUACAAAGUAAAUAGAGACAUACAUUAUAUUAUGUGCCUGAGUCUAGAAAAUCUUGGCUUGUAAAAUAGAAUGUUUGGGAGACAUGAUUCCAACAUACGGGGUCAACGCUCGUGGCGUGAUGUUAAGAUCGGUUAGACACGGGUGAGCAUCAAUAUACGCGCAGCUGUUAUUAUUUUUUUGUAUCUCCUAUAGAGUUAAAAAAUGAAUCUCCAUGAUAUAAAGUCUGUAUCGGGCUCGGUUACAAUACACUGUUUGCACAUAUUUCUCCGAGCCACUGUUCACGAGUUCAUAUGAUAAUCGGUUAUGGUAGAAGCUGAUAGUAUGCGAUGUAAAUAGUAACGCUUUAUUAUACUCUUACCGUAUAGAUAAAAGGAUAAUAAAAAUAUUUGCAUUUUUCUUGAAUCCUCCGUUGCAGUUGUGAUUUCGGGUGUCUCAUAUACUGUCAAUUUGGUGUUUUUAUAACCGAUUACCGCACAAGCUCAUGAAUAAUGGUUUGCGGUCGUCAUGAUCUGAUUAAUUUUUCAUCAGGGAAAAAUACGUGCCGUUGUGUAAACGAGUGUACAAUGUAUUAAGUAAUCCAAGUGAGCCGUCCAGCUUUAUAAGGCAGUUAAAUGGUGCCAUCUGUAAUCUUAAUGUCGAUUGCUUGAGCGUAACCGACAAUGGCGCUCAAACUUUUACAUUUUAUACAUUAAUAAGUUAAUUUAAUUGUUUGAAGCUUGGCAAUUCAUAAAACUUAUCAUGCUCGCUUAUAUUAAAGAUAAAAAGAAGAAAUAUAUAUGUAUAUACACGUACAAUUUUAUAUUAUACGAGUAUAAAACACUGUGGUAGCGUUGGAAUAAUACUUUAAUACGCGCGAGACAGUGGGAUUGAAAUAUCGUUCGUUGAAUGAUAAAUUUGAUAUUAUCUUGAGAAAUUUAUGCAAGCUGAUAUUAUUACGAAAAGCUACCGACGCACCGCGUCAAACAUCGUGCGCAUCAAAUCGAAUCUAAAUUGCAACGAGAAUAAGCACUUUUACUCGUUUUGACCUCAUGUGCUCUUACUACAAGAUAUUUCUAUUUUGUUAAAUAUGUAAAAGAUUGUAACAAAUAAACGAAUACGAUACACAA
Molecule: messenger RNA, 2416 nt
Organism: Harpegnathos saltator (Jerdon's jumping ant)
Lineage: Eukaryota; Metazoa; Arthropoda; Insecta; Hymenoptera; Formicidae
Product: cell death-inducing p53-target protein 1
Exons: 4
Coding region: 256-633 (125 amino acids)
Molecular function (GO): zinc ion binding
Source: RefSeq, a predicted model, not a curated record